AGGAAUAUCGAAUUAUUUUAUUACGAAUUAUUGUUAGAUAAAAUACGAUCUUUGAAUGUUUGAUUUUUAAAGAGUGUAAAUAUCACUUGAUCGGAAUAAGGGUCAAAUCAAGGUCGGUUCCGAUGCAGUUCAGAGAAAGGCGGAAAGACGGCGUAACUAGCAAUAGCAUCGUGUAAUUGUUUCCGUAACGUUUAACUUGACAUUACUGUUGCAAUGAUUAUUGCCUGACCGUUUUGAGAUUUCAUGUAAACUGUUAAUUGUUACUGUUUUCCUUCGUAGUUAUAAUCGUUGGAAUCAUUCGAUUGUCUACUGGAUUUAUAAAAUCGAGAAGUAUAAUGAAAAAGAUUCCUAUAAUAAGUCCGAGCUCUGCUCAACUGAAGAAAGACGAUUAUACGUUCUUUGUACUAAGGAAGAAAGAAUCUACUUUAGAAUGCACUAACAAGUAUAAAGACAUCUUUUGCGUAGUGCGUGAUUCGUAUGCAAAUUUAAUACACAAAGAUAUUGAAAAUGGAUGCAACUUGAACGAGAAUGGCAAUACACACAAAAAUAAAUCUAUUUUACCAGUGAAAGAAACAUCAGAAUUAUUCUUGGAUACGUGCAAGAAAACUAAAGAUAAUGACAAAUUGUCAUAUUUGUGGCAUGAUUCUGAAUUACCUGUACGUGGCAAUACACACCAAGAUAAAUCUAUCUCAUCAGUAAAAGAAACAUCAGAAUUAUUCUUGGAUACUUGUAAGAAAACAAAGGAUAAUGACAAAUUAUCGUAUUUGUGGCACGAUUCUGAAUUAUCUAUAUAUGACGUAACAAAGUAUAAUCUCACUAAUGAUAAAAAAGAUAAUUAUGAGAAUAAUAACAAUUCAGUUUUCAAAGUGACAUUUAAUUUCGAAUUAUUUAAGAUAUAUUUAAUGCGUUUCUUUGCGAUAAAUACGUCUAACAGUAUUUUAUAUGUCGAUAAUGACGACAAAGUACGUUUGGUUCAAAACGAAACUGAAUUUUUAGAAUUAUGGCAGUUUGCUAAAUUAUGCUCCAAGCAUAGCAAAGGAGUACUGUUGUUAGUUGAUUUUAUAAAUAAUCAGGAUGAUGAUAUAAAUAAAAAUAAACAUGAAGUUAACGAAUCAUCUGGUGACGAUCAAGAAAAUUCAUUUGCAAGCAAUUCUAUUUCAUCUGAAACCUUUAAAUCGAAAGAAAGCAUGAGCGAAGUAAAGCAACACAAUAAAAGACAACAUUUAAAUAGAAUAUUUAAUUUAGUUGAAGAAACUAAUGAUAAUAAAUUAAACGAUAAGGAUGGAGCUAUUUCUUUGUUUCCAAAUUUAACUACAUCAGCAUAUUCAAAGAUCCUUACAAAAAGUUUUGAUAAUAUGAAGCUAGAAAAUACAACACCUUCAAACAUAACUAGCCAGGAUGUUCUUAAUAAUGCUCCACCGACAUGGUUUGUACAAUAUAUGGAACAGUUGAAAAAGGAUAUAAUAACAGAAGUCUCUAAUCAAAUCGUGUUUAACGUAAUGGAAAAUUUAAAUAAGUGUUCUAUGAGGUCACCGAUUUGCGCAGAAUCUAAGGAUGCAAAUAGAUGUGAAAAUCAAUCUCAUCGUCUGAAAUCAAAGUGUAAUCACCAAAGAAAUAAUUUACUUACAGAUCAAAGAAGACAAUAUAAAAGGAAGAAAAGGGACAUGCUAGUCGACAAGAUUUAUUCUGAACAUGUAGAUAAACCACUUAUAAACAUCAAAAGCAGAAAGAAACAAGUGAAAAAAUUCGAAGAAAAGCUUGAAUAUAACAGUGAACCUAACGAAGACAAAGAGGAGGAAAAUGUUCAUAACGAAACCUAUAAUUCGUCAGAAUUAAUGAGCAAUAUAAAUAAUCCUCAUAAGCAAAAUGAUAUUGGCGAAAAGCAGAUUGAAGAUAAACGUAAUUCUAUGUCUUCAAAUUUUCUUCCAUUAGAAUCUUCAAAAGAAAAUUUGUAUAAUGAACCAAACAUAUUCAAUGGGACAAAAGAAAAUGGUGGACAAAGAAUGAAUUGUUCUAUCACUGAAUAUCAAAUGUUGGAUAAAAAAUAUCUUGAAAGUACAACUUGUUGUUGUGGAUCUGACAUAGAGAAUAUCAGUAUACGUUCUGACUUAAGCACUAACACAGAGAUCUGUGAUGACUAUAAUGAAUUUGAAUUAAUUUCGAUGCCAAUAAAAUACAAAACCAAUACAAAUUGUCACAAACAAAAAAGUCCAUCAAAAACUGAGAACAUUGCCCAUAAAGAGGAUGAUGAUGAAAUUGUUACUGAUCUUUUAACUUUUGAUUUACUUCCAGAGAUAUCACCUGCAUCUUCAGUCAUUUGCAUUGCUGAGAAUCAUUUUACAGCUAAUUCGAAUAAUUCUACUUCUAUGACUAAGAAGGAUUUAAAUAAUGUUAGUACUUACAAAUCGGAUGAAAAAGAAGAUUCUAAAAAUGAGGAUAAUAUCAAUGAAAAAAUACACGAUACACAUUUAUCAAAUACUUUAAAAAAAUGUACGAACAAUAACUUAACAAAUCUAACAGAUAAUAUUUGUUCCCCGUUUAUAAAAAAGACAUCAAAAUCAAUAGAUGAGAAUACAAAUUUACUGCAUUUAGAAUCCAAACAUAACAAUACAAAUGCUAUGAAAAUUGAUGUAAACAGUUCUCAUACUAGCUAUUUGACAACAGAACCAGUAAAUCCAAUUUUUUCAGAUUUUCCGAUAGCACAGCAGAAUUGUCAAGCCCAAACAGAUUUAAACGAUUUAACACAGAGUUUUCAUUCUCAUACAACUUCGAUUACAGACAAUGGUGUUUAUGGUAUAAAUGAGACGAAUACUAGUAACAGUCAUGAUUAUUCAAAACAUAGUUUUUCUGAUUGCAAUAAACCUGCAGCUUCAAAAAAAAAUAAAAUACGUGAGCAAAUAAAGAAAGACUUAAGUAAUAAAUAUCUGGAGAACAAUCCAAAGAAAGAAGAGAAUAAAAAUGUUGAACAUAUAGUUGAGGAAACUACUACCGAUUCAAUGCCAGGAACUGCAGAACCUAUUCACAUUUUGCCAGAAACAUUGGUAACUGGUGCUUUCCAUUUUGCUUCUAUUGCAUAUGGAACAGCUCGUGAAGCAAUUGUUAGAAUUCGUUCAAAUUCGAAAGACGAUCGAUUAUCGUAUAUGAAAAAGAGUCCUCGGCAUUAAAUAAACCUACAGAAGAUUUACACUUCCUCAAAAAUCUUGAUUAUAAUAUUACAUAUAGAGAGAUAACCAUUUGCUUGCUCCAAAUGAAAAACGCUAAAUAGAAUUGUUUACUAGGCAAGUGUGUAUCUUACAUAUUUAAUAUAUCAUUUAUUGUAGAAAUUAGAAUUUUAAAGCUGGUGGUACUAAAACAAUUUAUCAAAGAUGUGAAUCUUAUUAGAUGUUAGAUCGUAUAUAUUCAACAAACGUUUAGAAAAAUAAUCUAUAAUCUUUUGCCCUCUUAAAAUAUUAUUAAAUUGUCCAAAUCUUAUACAUAGAAAUACAUUUAUCAGAAAAAUUGCUUAUAUGAUACAAACGUUCGCUUCUGAAUAACUUCGUCAAAAAUAAUUAUAGAAUAUAGCUCGUUAACAUACUAAUUUACUUGUAUUUGUGUAAGGAGCAAUAAAACUAAGAAAACAUUUUGUUGUUAAAUAUCUUACGAUAGAACGACGAAAUUAAUCACAAUAUAAUUCUGUAAUAGAAUAUCACAUUAUUCUUUAUAAAUUAAAAUAUAUGUUACGGUAUUUUCAUUAAAAAAUCGUAUGGCUACGAUUGCAUCUACAUUGUCAUGUUAUAAAAUUAAUAUAAUGUAACAACAGAUGCGUAAAUUAUUAACCAUUAAGAUGUAUAUUUGUUAAAUCUGGAAUUGUUUUAAGAGUGACUACCAUAAAGAUUAAUAUAGAUGGAUAUUAUUUUAAGAAAGGAAAAUAGAAAUUUUUCCUGAAUAAUAGUUUCGAUUCUAUAUAAAACAAAUACGAUUAUAAAUAUUUCUAAUUUAUUUUCAAUAACUAAUUACAGACAUGGAAUAUUAACUCGGUAAUACUUGUUCGGUAUGUAUCAAAAUUUGCAAUGCGUGUUUUAUUCUAUUGUGAUAGAUCUUAACAAUUUAUUUGAGCUAGUAAAAAUAAAUAUAUUACUCGUAA
Molecule: messenger RNA, 4123 nt
Organism: Vespula pensylvanica (western yellowjacket)
Lineage: Eukaryota; Metazoa; Arthropoda; Insecta; Hymenoptera; Vespidae
Product: metacaspase-2-like
Exons: 5
Coding region: 336-3164 (942 amino acids)
Source: RefSeq, a predicted model, not a curated record